Molecule: messenger RNA, 1086 nt
Organism: Pecten maximus
Lineage: Eukaryota; Metazoa; Mollusca; Bivalvia; Pectinida; Pectinidae
Product: calmodulin-like
Exons: 6
Coding region: 320-769 (149 amino acids)
Cellular component (GO): myosin II complex
Molecular function (GO): calcium ion binding
Source: RefSeq, a predicted model, not a curated record
UCAUACUGUACAAUAUACCACGAAUUUGUUAAAUACAAAAAUCCUCUGUACACCUGUUAUGGGAAGAUGUUGAAACUUUGCAUUUGGUGCAGCAUGAGAGAUGAAUUGGGAACGUCAUGGUGAUAAUCAUAUAAGGACAGCUUUAGAUAAAACGAGCAGGCCCGGGCGGUACUGUUGUUUCCGUGUGACAGGUUGUAGCCAGUAAUAGAUAAAGGUACUGAUUACUGGGGAUACUGGACUACGGACCCAAUCAUCCUAGCGUGUUUACAGGAGACGGGUUAACUCCACAGAUCUGGUUUCGUUAACAACAUUAUUUGAAAUGGGUGAAAAACUGACAGACUCACAACUGCGAGAGGUUAAAGAGGCCUUCAGUCUGUUUGACAUGGAUGGGGAUGGACGAGUGACUACAAAGGACCUGGGCUCGCUUGUCAGGUCCCUAGGAAUAAAUCCAUCUGAAGUGGAGGUUAAACAGAUGGCCAGGGAGGCCGACAUUGACGGUACUGGUAAGAUCGAGUACCGUGAGUUUGUAGCAAUGUUCGCCAGACAUAUCAACAAUGUGAGUACAGUGGAUGAGAUCAUUGAUGCGUUUAGAGUAUUUGACAAAGAAGGAAAUGGCUACAUCAGUGCUGCUGAACUACGACAUGUUAUGUUAAAUCUGGGCGAGAAACUACUGGAGGAGGAAGUGAAUGACAUGAUACGCGAGGCGGACCUUAGUGGGGACGGACAUAUCAACUACCAAGAAUUUGCCAAAGUAUUAAUUGCCAAAUGAUGCCAAGGAAGCUCUAAAGACUUUACUAUUUUGUUGACAAUCUUUUAUUUGUUCUUCAUUAAAAACUGAAUACUCAUUUAUUUUGUAUUAACACAUACAAACUGACCAGUUACAAGAGAAAGAAGACUUAUUCCUGUAUUAAGAGGCCCAAUGGGCAUGUAUCGCUCAACUGUUUGACCUUAAAAGUAUUGCCUUUGAUCAAAUUUAUUAUCUCAUCAACCAAUCAUGCUAUUGGCCCUAUACCAUGCCUCUAGGCCAUUUUAUUAUUCGAAAGAUGGUGCUGCAAGAUUUAAAUACAUUUGACAUGUGUGUCCUCA